AUGGGUGAUGUAAUCAAUUGCACGAGAUUUCUUUGUCGAACAAAUGAUUUGGUUCCAUUACCCUCAGAACCAAUAGAGAUUCCUCGAAUUCUUCCUAUUUCCAUUGUAUAUCGUCUUGGAUCUCUUUUGAAUGUGUUUGAAGAUAAAACAACUGAACAACAUGUAAUGUAUGCUCUGAAAGAAACCGUUCAACAAUGGAGAGAUCAAGGAAUACAUAUUGACUUAUUUGAUUUCACAACGUAUCCGAAAGUAGAUGUAUUUCCAUCUCAAUACGUUAUCUUUUUGGAGUUAAUCGAUGGACAAGAACAAAAGAUUAAUGAUUAA
Messenger RNA from Rotaria sp. Silwood2, 324 nucleotides. NCBI's taxonomy places the organism in Eukaryota, Metazoa, Rotifera, Eurotatoria, Philodinida, Philodinidae. The record is from the annotation of a GenBank genome assembly.